UCAACAGCGACAAGGAUUUUGCUUUCAAAGAUUUUCGUUUCUGGAUCCGAGAUUGAGACCCUGAGAUUUUGCAGUAUUGAGAUUCGAAAUUAGCAAUGGCGGCUUUUCUCAAGCUAGAAGAUUCUCCUAUGUUUCAAAAGCAGGUAUGUUCUUUGGAGUCGAUGGCUGAUGAGUUGAAAAAUCGCUGUCAAGUACUGACCGAAGGAAGUAGAAAAUAUAUAGCAGCUCUUGGAGAAGCAUAUAAUGCAGACAAUAGCUUUGCUGAGUCUUUAGAAGCAUUUGGUUGUGGACAUGAUGAUCCUCUUAGUGCCUCCAUAGGAGGGCCGAUCAUGUCCAAGUUCAUCAGUGCCUUUCGUGAGCUCGCUAGCUAUAAGGAGUUGCUUUUUUCACAAGUGGAGCAUGUGUUAGUUGAUCGGCUAAUGCACUUUACAACUGUUGAUUUGCAAGAUGCAAAGGAGUCUCGUCAACGAUUUGACAAAGCUACGAAUGGAUAUUCUCAGGCACGUGAAAAGUUCAUGUCUUUGAAGAAGAACACACCGGGAGAUGUUGUUGCUGUGCUAGAAGAGGAUCUAGAGAAUUCAAAAUCUGCUUUUGAAAGAACCCGCUUCAAUUUAGUAAAUUCUCUAAUGAAUAUUGAAGCAAAAAAGAAGUAUGAGUUUCUAGAAUCUAUAAGUGCAAUUAUGGAUGGCCAUCUUAGAUAUUUUAAGCUGGGGUAUGAAUUAUUGAGCCAGUUGGAACCAUUUAUUCACCAGGUAUUGACAUAUGCUCAACAAGCAAAAGAAUUAGCAAAUGCUGAGAAAAAUAAGCUUGAAAAACGUAUUCAAGAAUUCAGGACUCAAGCCGAGAUAGAUAGUUUACGAGCUUCUGGUAACAUUGAGCCUUCAACAAGUUCUGGUGGCAUUCAUGUUAUUGGCGUGAACUCAGACAAAAACAUAGAGGCAAUCAUGCAGUCCUUUACAAAUGGGGAGGUCCAGGUAAUCAAGCAAGGAUAUUUGUUAAAGCGCCCUUCAAGUUUGAGGGGAGACUGGAACAGGAGGUUCUUUGUACUUGAUAGUCAAGGAACUUUAUACUAUUACAGGAAUAAGGGUACUGAACCAAUGGGUUCUCUCCAUCAGUAUACUGGUUCGGCUGAACACAACAGUGGUGUAUUUUCAAGAUUUCGUGCUAAUCAUAAUAGGUCAUCAUCAUUUAAUGAAGAAACUUUGGGCUACCAUACCAUUGAUCUUCGUAUUUCAACAAUAAAAAUGGAUGCAGAAGAUACAGAUUUACGGCUUUGCUUCAGGAUCAUAUCUCCACUGAAAACAUACACAUUGCAGGCUGAAAAUGGGGCAGAUAGAAUGGACUGGGUUAACAAAAUAACUGCAGUUAUUACUUCUCUUUUCAAUUAUCGUAUCCGGCAGCAGCAUGUGGAGAAUAAUGAUUAUUCUCACAGCGUGUCUUCGAAUGCUAGGUCACCUAAUAGCCUUCCUCCUUUAGGGACUGACCGAGUUAGCAACAGAGCAAAACCUGUCUCAGCUGUUCUCAGAGAAAUUUCUGGAAAUGAUGUUUGUGCAGAAUGCAAUGCUCCAGAACCAGACUGGGCAUCUCUUAAUCUUGGCAUAUUAUUAUGCAUCGAAUGCUCAGGUGUUCACCGUAAUCUUGGUGUACACGUUUCAAAGGUGAGAUCUUUGACGUUAGAUGUCAAAGUGUGGGAAUCCUCAAUUGUGGAAUUAUUUCGUUCUCUGGGUAAUGCGUACUGUAACUCUGUAUGGGAAGGUUCCCUUCAGAAGAAUGAGAGAGUGGAUGAAUCAAAUGCUCAUGGCACAUCAAUAACAAAACCAUGCGCCAAAGAUCCGAUUUCCCAUAGAGAGAAAUACAUUAAUGCUAAGUACGUUGAGAAAUUGCUAAUCGUCAGAGAUGCAGUGCAACCUGGGGUUUUUCCAAACUCUGCUAACAUUUGGCAAGCAGUUAAGGCUGAUAACUUACGAGAAGUGUAUCGUCUAAUUGCAAUAUCAGACACCAAUAUUGUCAAUACCACCUUUGAUGAUGUUUUUACCAUUGAGUUGUAUCACCAUGUUGUUGAUACACAAGACUCAUCACUUGAUAGUGACAAAGAGGAAAGGGAUCCAUCAUCCUGUCCAAGAAUCAAGGAUUUGAAUGAGCCAGGGAAUUGUCUACAAGGUUGUUCCAUUUUGCAUCUGGCAUGCCAACGUGGCAAUCCUGUGAUGGUUGAGCUGUUGCUGCAAUUUGGUGCUGAUAUAAAUAUGCACGACUUCCAUGGCAGGACUCCUUUGCACCAUUGCGUUUCUGAAGGGAACAACCCAUUGGCAAAGCAUCUACUGAGAAGAGGCGCACGAUCAACCAUUAAAGAUUGGGGUGGAUUAAGUGCUUUAGAAAGGGCUAUGGAAAAGGGAGCCAUUGCUGACGAGGAACUCUUUAUUUUGCUAAGUGAAAGCUAGUGAAACAAGCUUGGGUUACCCCAAAUUUGUAAGUUUGCUUUCUCUCCCAUGGUUUCCACUCAUGUUGACUGUUGUUCCAUGUAGCAUAACAAGAACCUGUUAUUGUCUUGGAAUCUGUCGACAUUACCGAAUUUUUUAUCGUAUAAUAUCUAAAACUAGAUGUAUUGUUGAAUGGUAAUUGUUUGGAGCCUUCCCUUUGUGCUUGCAAUGGUGGGAUGAUUUUCUCUGUUGAUUGUAUUUUACUAACAGUCCCUGAACUUGAGGGGAAACUUGAAAUAGAGGGGCAGUGGUGGUAUAUUAUACUAUGUUGAAGGUAUGUGGGUGGGGUUCUGUUGUUAUUUCCCUAUAGAUCCAUUUUCAUAUUCGAUUUGGGAAGAGUUUUGUGAUUGAUGUUGAUUUACCUAAUGUAUGUGGCGUUGGAUUUUAUA
Gossypium raimondii (Peruvian cotton) is the source of this 2866-nucleotide messenger RNA. RefSeq names its product ADP-ribosylation factor GTPase-activating protein AGD4. Gene Ontology annotation, cellular component: cytoplasm. Gene Ontology annotation, molecular function: GTPase activator activity; protein binding. Bases 96 to 2438 code for a protein of 780 amino acids. The transcript has 19 exons. NCBI's taxonomy places the organism in Eukaryota, Viridiplantae, Streptophyta, Magnoliopsida, Malvales, Malvaceae. The record is from RefSeq and is a predicted model, not a curated record.